UAAAUUUACACAAUAUCCCGUUUCAGUACUCUAGGCAGAUAAUAUACAUAUAAGUGUACACCUGGUUCAUUUUUUAAAUGGAAUAGCUGUUACAAAAAUCUGGUGAUCUUGUUAUUAGGUAAAAACAAAAUAUAAUGGCAGAGUUUGUAAACUACGUAACAGAAAAUUUUUAUGUGGAUCAUGCAACAGAUGAAAUAAAGGCACUACGUUUAGAAAUGAGACAGUUUUUAGACAAUAUAACAGAAUUUAUCAACAACAAAACAUUGAAGUACAAAAUCUCAAAACUCGUUCCAUGUGGAAGUAUGACGGAAGAAACCCGUGUUUGGGAAAUGAGACUUUGAUCAGAAGAUAAAGAUGAUGCAGUACAUGAAGAAAAACAUACAGAUGGAGAAUAUAUACCUGUUUUGGAAUUUGACUUUCUAGCAAUACUCAACCACAUAUCUGAGACGCCACUUUUUAGUGAUUCUCAUCUCGGAUAUAAGACAAUAAUGCUGAAUGAUGUCUUCAUCGAGGCUGUGAAGGCUGAGAAAGAAAUGAUUCGAAACGUUGCAGGAAUGAAAAGCUCGUGCCAAUGUUUUCAAAUUACAGAAACCGAAGAUUUUGUAAGAAAACCGGAAUGUAGGCAAGGUUGCAUCAUGUGCAUGGAUUACGGAAACUUGAAAUUCAGUUGUAUCAUCGACAGAAAAUAUUGGUUUUCCUGGCGUACAAAUAACAAAAAGAACUUUAAGUUUAUAACGGAAAAGGGUAUAAUACAGCAAAAGUGCUCUACUAUAAAUGUUCAAUUAGAUUUGUUACCAGCGUAUGAAGUAAUAAGUACAGAUAAGCAGCAAGAUGCACGUGAGAAACAUCAUAACUGCUUUUUAGUGCCUAAAACUUGCAUUGAGAAAGAGCAUACGAAAUGCUGGCGUAUAUCUCGCUGUCUAACCGAAAUACGUACUCUACAGAAUACAAGUCUUUGUCACUGGAAUGUAUAUAGAACGUUGAAAUAUCUGCUGUUGGUUUUGCUUGAUAUUUGCGACAUAAAAUCAUUCCAUAUUAAAAAUAUAAUAUUGCAUCAUAUAGGGGAAUGUAAAUCUAACAGUAACGUUGAAAAGUGUCUUUGUGAAACUAUUGACGAGUUAGUUAGUUGCAUAGAAAAAGGUGAAAUGCCAUUUUGGUCAAUUUCUGGCAUUCACAUGGAGCCAUUUCAUUCUGACCAUAUGUAUUUUAAACGUAAAGCAGACUUCGAUCGUAGUUUCUACAGUGAAAUACUACGACUUACAAAGCAGGUUAUUGGAAAGAAGCAAUUAUAUUCAAGUGAAACAGACUACAAGCUCCAAACUCCUGAUGGUACUGAUAUUGCACUUUCUAAAAUUAUUGGAAAUAGCAUAUUUCAAACUGCAAACCACGUUAUUAGAAACGAAUUAAAUGUCGAACAAUAUCUGUUAGAAAUGGCUACACUUGGGGAAUCAAAUGAGGAUUUUUAUUCAUAUCAUAUUGAACAGGAAGAGGACUAUGAAAAGGUUCGCAUUGAUCCAGGAACUGUGGAUUUUUCAAGAACAAUUUUCACUGAAUCACCAUGAAAGAAAACAAUGUACUAGAAAGCAUACAAAUUAACUAUAGACAGUAAAAA
Messenger RNA from Mytilus trossulus (common blue mussel), 1612 nucleotides. RefSeq lists its product as uncharacterized. The record is from RefSeq and is a predicted model, not a curated record. Bases 489 to 1562 code for a protein of 357 amino acids. The transcript has 2 exons. Lineage: Eukaryota; Metazoa; Mollusca; Bivalvia; Mytilida; Mytilidae.